Molecule: messenger RNA, 745 nt
Organism: Arabidopsis arenosa
Lineage: Eukaryota; Viridiplantae; Streptophyta; Magnoliopsida; Brassicales; Brassicaceae
Source: the annotation of a GenBank genome assembly
AGAUCACAAAAGCUUUUGUUUCCGAACUAUUUGAAAAAGUUUCUUACAUGUCUAAAAUCCAACAUAGAAAUUUGGUUAAUCUGCUCGGAACCAAUUGCUCGUCUUUGAGUAUAUGGUCAACGGUAGCGUGCGAGAUUAUCUAGAUGCCUCUAGGGACUUAACAUUCAAGAAAAGGAUUUCCAUAGCUCUUGAUGCAGCCAAAGGGUUGCUACACUUGCACAACUUAGAUCCUCCGGUACAACACAAGAGAUUUACGACGUCUAAAGUUUUGCUUGAUGCCGACCUCAAUGCCAAGGUAUCAGAUCCGGGAAUGUUGGGACUGCUUGAAGCACGUGAUCUUCGUCUAGUUAAUCCAAGAGGUGGUUUAGCGGAGACCAUUGAUGUUUUUAGCUUCGGGUUGUUCCUUCUAGAGCUUAUCACCGGUGAAAAACCUGAUGUGUUUGAAUCAAACGAAGAAAUUGUUCAAUGGAUACUUCCGAGAAUGUUCAAUAGAUCAUCGUUCAAGCCUUAUAUGAAGAUUACGUUGGAAUGCUUGAAUUAUCCCGCGAUAGAUCGCCCAAAGAUGGAUGUGGUUGUGACCGAGCUUGAGACGAUUUACCAGAAUGAAGUCAUCAGUGAAGACCGUGGGGUUUCUCUAGGAAGUGAGCUUUUUAACAUUACCAUUGAGUAAGAGUGAGACAUGAUGUUGUUGUUUCAGUCUAUGUCGAAAUCCUAUAAAAGGCUAUAAUAAAAGAUUUCGAAGAUU